Chanos chanos (milkfish) is the source of this 1485-nucleotide messenger RNA. RefSeq names its product retinoic acid receptor, gamma b (gene rargb). Gene Ontology annotation, cellular component: transcription regulator complex; nucleus. The record is from RefSeq and is a predicted model, not a curated record. The coding region runs from base 1 to 1485 and encodes 494 amino acids. Lineage: Eukaryota; Metazoa; Chordata; Actinopteri; Gonorynchiformes; Chanidae. Gene Ontology annotation, molecular function: RNA polymerase II cis-regulatory region sequence-specific DNA binding; nuclear receptor activity; nuclear glucocorticoid receptor binding. Gene Ontology annotation, biological process: cellular response to corticotropin-releasing hormone stimulus; retinoic acid receptor signaling pathway; regulation of transcription by RNA polymerase II. The transcript has 8 exons.
AUGGCAACCAACAGGGAGCGGCCCAUGGCGGGGCACAUGACGGGCUUCUACCCCUUCGCUUUCAAUUCAAUGCGAAACCACUCCCCUUUUGACCUGCUGGCCAAUAGUAGCCUCUUUGGAAGAUUUGGGGCAGACCUACCCAAGGAAAUGGCUGCACUCUCGGUGGAGACCCAGAGCACUAGCUCAGAGGAGAUGGUGCCCAGCUCUCCAUCACCACCACCCCCGCCUCGUAUCUACAAGCCCUGCUUCGUGUGUCAGGACAAAUCAUCCGGCUACCAUUACGGCGUCAGCUCCUGUGAGGGCUGCAAGGGGUUUUUCCGCCGUAGUAUCCAGAAGAACAUGGUGUACACCUGUCACAGGGAUAAGAACUGCCAGAUUAACAAAGUGACUCGGAACCGCUGCCAGUACUGUCGCCUGCAGAAGUGUUUUGAGGUCGGCAUGUCCAAGGAAGCGGUGAGAAAUGACAGGAAUAAGAAGAAGAAGGACGUGAAGGAGGAAGUGGUUCUGCCGGAGAGUUAUGAGCUGAGUGGAGAACUGGAGGAACUGGUCAACAAAGUCAGCAAGGCCCACAGAGAAACCUGUCCCUCACUCUGCCAGCUCGGCAAAUACACUACUAACUCCAGCGCUGAUCACAGGGUUCAGUUAGAUCUUGGUUUGUGGGACAAAUUUAGCGAACUCUCUACUAAAUGCAUCAUUAAGAUUGUAGAGUUUGCCAAGCGCCUGCCUGGUUUUACCUCCCUAACUAUCGCAGACCAGAUCACCCUGCUCAAAUCUGCCUGUUUAGACAUACUGAUGUUGCGGAUCUGUACCCGGUACACUCCAGAACAGGACACGAUGACGUUCUCAGACGGGCUGACUCUGAACAGAACUCAGAUGCAUAAUGCUGGCUUUGGUCCACUCACAGACCUGGUGUUUGCUUUCGCUGGGCAACUCUUACCUCUGGAGAUGGAUGACACGGAAACAGGCCUGCUCAGUGCCAUCUGUCUCAUCUGUGGAGAUCGUAUGGACUUGGAGGAGCCUGAGAGAGUGGACCGGCUGCAGGAGCCACUGCUGGAAGCUCUGAAGAUCUACGCUCGCCGCCGCCGCCCCAACAAACCACACAUGUUUCCCCGCAUGCUAAUGAAAGUCACUGACCUCAGAGGCAUCAGCACUAAAGGUGCAGAGCGAGCCAUUACACUGAAGAUGGAGAUCCCAGGCCCUAUGCCCCCCCUCAUUAGAGAAAUGCUGGAGAACCCAGAGGCCUUUGAGGAGACCCCUGAGAGUGGAGGAGGGGCCAUUGCUCCCCCCCUGCCUCCCCCUGCCAUACAGGCCAUCAAACGAGAGAGGGAUGAAGAGUCAGCCCUGGAGGAAGAGGAAGAUGAAGAGGAUGACUGUGGAGAAGAAGAGAGAGAGAGGGGAGGGGACAGUGAAGAUGAGGGAUGGGGUUUUGGACAAGUGGAAAUGGAUGGAGCAGCAAGAAAGAGUAUGACUGGCAGAGCACAGUGA